AUGUACCGCAUGUACACCGGAGACAUUCAGAAAUACCAGCGCUACUAUCACGAGAAGUACGGACCGAUCAUCCGGAUCGCGCCAAACGAAGUAGCCGUAGCCGAUCCGACAGCUGUUUCCAAGAUCUACCCGCUUCAGAAGCCGAACUCAAAAUCGGAUUGGUACACUGCUUGGCGCCCUUCUACUCUGGACUCGCGAACGGACUUGUUCACGGAGCUCGAUGAGAAGACUCAUACACAGUACAGGCGUAUCGUGGGAAGCGUGUAUGGGUUGACUAGCGUACUGAAGAAUGAGGAGUCCAUCGAUGGCGUGCUGAGUCUCUUUCUGCAGAGGGUCGGGGAGUUCGCCGACCGGAAAGAGGCUUUCGAUUUCGGCAAUUGGCUAGAGAUGUUUGCAUUCGAGAAUGUCGGCACUUGCAUCUUUGGCAAGCAAUUUGGUUUUCUGGAACACAGGCACGAUCACGGCGGCUAUAUCAACGCCGUACACACUGCUACUCCAUUUCUGGGUAUCAUUACAGUUACUCCUACUUAUAUGAGGCCACUUGUAGGGUUAGCUGCGCCUCUUAUACCGAAGUUGUUGAAAGCCAUCAUGGCUUUUGAUGGCAUCCGUGUGACGGCCAUGAAGGAAUUGGAUGAUGCGAUUAAGAGGACCGAAGAGGAUACCUCUAGGCGUAAUGACUUCAUGUCACAGUUUCUUCACAUUGUUCAUGACAGGGGGGAGAAGGUUAACUUUACUAACAAGGAAGUUAGUUCGGAGGCUUGGGUUGCAAUCACCGCUGGCGCAGACUCGACCUCUAUCCUUCUCCGAACAGUAUUUUACAAACUCAUGCAGAAUCCUCGCGUCCUUGAAAAGCUCCGUGUCGAAAUCGAUGCCGCCUUCGAAAGCGGCGCCCUCUCCCACCCCGUCCAAUACGGCGCCCUAGACGAACUUAAAUAUCUGUCAGCAGUUAUCAAAGAGUGUACCCGUAUCUUCCCUAGCUUCCAAGUCACCAUGCCGCGUCAUGCUCCUGCUGAAGGAUUCGAGCUGUGCGGCUACCACAUCCCAGCCGGAUACCGCGCCGGCAUGAACCCCGCCGUUGUGCUCUUCAACGAGGAAAUAUUUGGCCAGGAUGCAAGGGAGUUCAAGCCAGAGAGGUGGCAGGAGAGUGAAACGAGGAACCACGCUAUGGAUAAGGCGAUGAUCAACUUCGGCGCUGGGACAAGGACAUGCAUUGGACGAAAUUUGGCACUUGCUCAGGCAUAUAAAGUCUCUGCUACCAUUAUUCGUGAGUUCACGUUCGAAAUGGCGCACGACCGAUUGUGGCAGACUUAUAAUGCUGGUUUCCGCGGUCAGUACGAUGUCAUCUGUAAUUUAAAGCGGAGACAGCUGGCUUGA
Didymosphaeria variabile is the source of this 1374-nucleotide messenger RNA. RefSeq lists its product as uncharacterized. The transcript has 4 exons. Gene Ontology annotation, molecular function: monooxygenase activity; heme binding; oxidoreductase activity, acting on paired donors, with incorporation or reduction of molecular oxygen. NCBI's taxonomy places the organism in Eukaryota, Fungi, Ascomycota, Dothideomycetes, Pleosporales, Didymosphaeriaceae. The coding region runs from base 1 to 1374 and encodes 457 amino acids. The record is from RefSeq and is a predicted model, not a curated record.